GGUCCGGGUUUAAGAAGGCGGUUAACCGUGCAGGGACUCAAAUGAUGAUUAAGGCGGGACAUGUUGAAAAAACGGUGGACCGUGAUUUUGAUAUGGAAGAACGGCGUUUUCAUACAAUGGAACAGGUGGUUUUACGGCUUCAACGGGAAGCAAAGAAUUAUUUAGAUUCUUUGAGAUCUAUGGUUGCAUCUCAGCUUGGGAUUGUGGAAGCUAUGGAUGAGUUUUAUCCGAAUUCAUAUCAUAAGGAUCGUGCUAGUAAACAUUAUAAACAAGUAAUGGAAGAUUUUGAUACAAGAACAAUGAAAGAAUUAGACGAAAUAUAUCGUUUGACUGUAUUGGAUCCUAUAUCUAAGUUUUGUACGUAUUUCCCAGAAAUCAACGCAGCGAUUACCAAGCGAAAUCAUAAAUUGGUUGAUUAUGAUGCGGUUCGCGCAAAGGUUAAGCGUUUAACAGAUAAGCCAUCGGAUGAUAUUAGGAAGUUACCUAUGGUUGAAAAAGAAGCAGCACAGGCAAAAGAAUUAUAUACCUCGUUAAAUUCACAACUUUUAAAGGAAUUGCCAUAUUUUAUUGAUUUGCGUGUACCAUAUUUGGAUGCAUCAUUUGAAGCAUUGGUAAAAAUACAAUUUCAAUUUUGUUAUGAUGGAUAUGAUCGCAUGUCAAAAGUACAACAGUAUUUUGCUUCAAAUGUUCGAAAUCAAUAUACAACUGGGGAUUUAGAUCAAAAAAUUGAUGAUGUACUUCAAAAAGUUAAAAAUUUAUCUAUUGCAGGAUUAGGUUCUGCAUAGAUAUGGUUUCAUGGGAGAUGUUUUAUUUAAAUAAUUAGUUUUGCUU
This is a messenger RNA of Pneumocystis carinii B80, 831 nucleotides long. RefSeq lists its product as hypothetical. Gene Ontology annotation, cellular component: medial cortex; Rvs161p-Rvs167p complex; mating projection tip. NCBI's taxonomy places the organism in Eukaryota, Fungi, Ascomycota, Pneumocystomycetes, Pneumocystales, Pneumocystaceae. Gene Ontology annotation, biological process: actin cortical patch localization; endocytosis; plasma membrane tubulation. The transcript is spliced from 8 exons. The record is from RefSeq and is a predicted model, not a curated record. Gene Ontology annotation, molecular function: protein binding; lipid binding. The coding region runs from base 42 to 785 and encodes 247 amino acids.